This is a messenger RNA of Lineus longissimus, 5763 nucleotides long. RefSeq names its product protein madd-4-like. Gene Ontology annotation, cellular component: extracellular matrix. Bases 813 to 4016 code for a protein of 1067 amino acids. Gene Ontology annotation, biological process: proteolysis; extracellular matrix organization. The transcript has 17 exons. Gene Ontology annotation, molecular function: metalloendopeptidase activity. The record is from RefSeq and is a predicted model, not a curated record. Lineage: Eukaryota; Metazoa; Nemertea; Pilidiophora; Heteronemertea; Lineidae.
GUGCGGCUCAGUCGCCUCUCAUGUUGGUGGAAAACUCGGCGCGUCACUGGUCGUUCGUCGGCCCGGCGUUUCGCAUCACACCUCGCACAGACGCAUGUACUUAACUUUAUGCCACGGGCAGCGUUUGGUGUCAAAUGUGAUAUAUUAUGUCUUUUACAUUCUGUGAUAUUUGGGGCAGACUGUCAAAAGCGCGCUCUCUACCAGUUCGUCUAAAUGACAGGACACUGAACUAGUAAAAUACAUCAAUGGCCAUUCAUAUGAAUGUAGAUUUGGAUUACUUUAACCAAGUAGCCUGUAGAUCUUGUCCUCAUCCAGUUUAUGAGUUUCAUUUUACACAUCACUGCAUGGAAUGAGAUAGUCUGAACCACUCCGGGACCAUAGUGGAACAUCGCGCAACCUGUGUUUGAUACGGUGUCUCAGGACGCUUCAUUGGCGGGACCUAUUGGAAGAUAUCUGUCUGGCCUCUCUAUUCAGACUCGUGUCCGAGGACAGUUCAUUUUGUCGUAACCUAUUGGGACAUACCUGUCUAUUCUUUAUUCAGACGGGUGUCCGAGGACGCUUUAUUGGCGGGAACUAUUGGCACAUCCCUGCCUUGUCUCUUUUCAGACGGGUGUCUCAUGGCGUACUGCUAACGUUGGAUUUGGCGGGGGCUGCAGAGAAGGUUUUUAGAAUCAAUGGAAUACUGACUCUAGACUCUUGACUCAAAAUGAUAUCAGUGUCAGCUCUUUCUUCAUAUCGGAUUACGUAAGAGAGGGAAUCUUUCAGCGCGGAUGAGACUGACUUUGUGAGCACAUUGUGACUAUUCCUUCAAAAUGUGGAUGUGCCGUACAACUUUACUCUGCGCACUGGUGGUGCUGUUUGUGUCUGUGAUACGUGCCCAAUGGACGCCUUGGAGUCGUUGGAGCAGCUGUACGAAACUCUGUGAUGGCGGCGUGACCAAGCAGGUCAGACAAUGUGCAUCUGUGGAAGACUGCAAAGGGCCUCGUUCAAGAUUUAAACUUUGUAACACCCAGCCAUGUCCCGAGAACUCCGUAGAUUUUCGAGAUUUGCAAUGUGCGGGUUACAACACCAAGCGAUCACAUGAAGAGUGGGUCGCCUACCACAACACAAGUUUACCGUGCACGCUGGUCUGUCGUGGCCUGGGGACAGGGAUCAUUGAAGAGAAAAGCCGCCAUGUUGUUGAUGGUACGAGAUGCCUGCACAGAAAGGAUGCCAUCUGCCUCCGGGGUGUGUGCAAGGAUUUAGGUUGUGAUGGAACCUUAGACCACGAAGCCCAGGUCGACCAUUGUGGUGUAUGCAGAGGUGAUGGUUCAUCGUGCAGCCGAUACGUAUGGGUGGAAGACGAGUUCUCCCCUUGUACUGUCACCUGUGGUGUAGGCCGGCAAACGCAGAACUUUUACUGCAAAGAUGUCAAACGAGACAGAAGGGUGAAAACGAGAAAGUGUGAUCCGACGUUGAAACCUUCGAGACAAAUCAAAACCUGUGAUAUAGGAGCGUGCACACCAGAAUGGGUCAAUGAAGAUUGGAGCGAAUGCAGCCAGUCCUGCGGCAAGGGUAUUCGAGUGAGGGACGUGUUUUGUGGACUGAGGAAGCCCUCGGGAAUGUUCAAGAGACUAGACCUCUCUAGGUGUGCAACCAAGCGGCCGGAGGCGACCAGACAGUGCAACGAAGGGAACUGUCCCGUGUGGCACACACGGAAGUGGUCAAGGUGUUCCGUAACAUGUGGUGUUGGGAUGCGGUAUAGAAAGGUCUACUGCAGCUCCUCGCGGCUCCUUUGCCCGCCGUCAGAGUACCCAUUGUCAGCCAUAACCUGUCACACUGGGGUCGUCUGCCCGUAUGCAAACAAGACAGAAUUUGAUGAUUAUCCAUCUAAGGAGGCAGAAGUCAUUUCAGGCGAAUUCCAGUUUGCUGAUGACCUGAGUGAGAAGUCCAGCAUGAAAUCGAUGCCAGCGAAGGCGGCAUUGCCGUAUGCCAGUAACCUGUAUGACGAGCCACAGGCUGACAAACCACCACCAGUCAAGUCAAAACCAGCAUGGGCCAUCAUCCUUAAGGGUCCAUGCAGUACCACCUGUGGGCCAGGAAUCCGGGCUGUAACAAUUGAAUGUCGCCAUUACAACUAUCGGACAAAUACAUUCCAGACCGCUCCAACAUACAAGUGUUUAACUGCUGGCCCUCGACCAUCGGAUAUUGAGGAGUGUAAGAACAAGCCGUGCCUGAAACCUGAAGUAGACAUCCCUGGUUUAGAUAACAAACUUUCGCCGAAGAGAGUGACGUAUCUCUGGCGAUAUGCUGGCUUCAAGUCGUGCAGUGCAUCAUGCUUAGGAGGCGUUCGGGAGGCGAUAAUCGACUGUCUUCAAGAUACAACGCACAACUCAGUCAGCCUGAUCUACUGUGAUCCAACCAGGAGACCCGCGCCAAUCACGAGACCAUGCAAUAAUGUACCAUGCCCUCCAUCGUGGGUAGUGAAACACUACGGCGAAUGCUCUGUCACCUGUGGCGGAGGCGUGGUCAAGCUCCAUGUGGAGUGUGUCCAGCGGUAUGGUCCCAGCGAGCAUGAGAAGGUCGUCCUCCCCUCAUAUCGUUGUGGUCUUGAUGAACUCCCCAAGAAGGGACGCUACUGUGCCGAAGUCCCUUGUCCAAGAGUGUGGAUCACUGGAUCGUGGUCAGCGUGCACCCCAAUGUGUGGCCAAGGUCUCCAUAUGCGCGACGUCUACUGUCAACAGAAGAUGGCUAACGGUACAAUGAGAAAACUGUGGGGACCAGAUGAGUUGCUGUGUCCAGAACCAAGGCCCGAUGCAUGGAAGUCUUGCAAGAACACCGAAUGUGGUGGUGGUGGCAGAACCACGAAUGAAGUGCAGGUCAAACCGCCGGAGAUCUUCGAAGACAACACUAAACUCGUCCAGACGAGGAAGACAAAGCGGAUGAAGUUAGUGGUAGGCGGUGACAACACGAUCAUACCUGGGACUUCUUUGAUCGUCUCAUGCCCCGUGAAAAACUUCAAGAAGAAACAGCUGAAGUGGACAAAGGCAGGCCGCCAGAUCAAACAGGUUGGCCGGGUGAGGAAGAGCAAGUCUGGAGUGUUGAUGAUCGUACGAUCCCGCCCGAGAGACACUGGGGUGUACGCCUGCGAAGCCGGGGCCGCCAAGUCUAACAUCAGUGUCCAUUUCCACAGUGCCCACGUGGGCUACUCACUCUUCGUGCAGCGGAAGAAGUAUCUGAACCACAGAGCAAAGAUGCUGGAUCAAGCCACGUCGAGGAACAGCUUCCUCUCCGAUGCGUGGACUGCGCAGAAUACCUUUAAUUAUUCGAUGACUCCGUACGACGUCGUCACAGGAGACUGGAGUCACUGUUCAUCCACCUGCGGAGGCAACGGACUACAGAUUCGACCAAUAUCUUGUGAGAUCAUCAUGGAAGAGUACUUCAAGGUUGUUCCUGAAGACAUGUGUGCGAGGAAUAUACCUAAGAAGCUGGAGACGAAGAAGCCGUGUGGCCAGGGAGAAUGUCCGCACUGGAUGACAAAAGGUUGGAAGAAAAAGUGCUCCAACAAAUGUGUGGGUGAAAGACUGGCUGUACAGCAUCGCAGAGCUCACUGCAUCUACAACAAUGGCACCAAGCUUGACUUCAAGAACUGUUCGCAGUCGGAUAUGCCGUCUAUGGAGCGAGAAUGUACCAACGGACGCUGUGAAGCGCAUUGGAGAGUCUCACCGUGGUCAACAUGUUCUGUGAAGUGUGGUGGCAAGGGAAUCCGGACCCGUGUUCUUCAGUGUGUGUGGAAAGCGGGUAAGAAACCUGCCGGGAGAGCUUGUCAACACAAAGAUAGACCAGUGGUCAAGAAGCAUUGCCAGGCUCCGCCAUGUUCAGCGAGAACCACGCCUAAACCUAGCAAACAUAGACCCAAAUCUAAAGAAUGCGCAGACCGUUCACCCUAUUGUUCCAUAGCCAAGAAGAUGAAGCUAUGCCGCUACCAGGCCUACCUAAAACUGUGCUGCAAGACAUGCUAUGGGUCCCGAUUAUGACGAGACGACGCUGGAAUGGACUAUUAGCAUCAAAGUUCUCGAAUUCAAUGUCCGUAGAAGGGAUAUCAGUAUUUCAUAAGAGAGCGAAGCCUGCACGAUGAAGAAAUGAUACGGUGCAGAGCAAAGGAAAUGGUCUGGAAAUGUGGAUAUCAAUGAAGGUGGUCAAGUGUUAUUUUGCGUUAAUAACACAUUUGACAACUGUGUAUGCCAGGCCUUCUCCAGGUCUGGUGGGAAUACGAAGAUUGACCGCGGUCUUGGCCCAUCUCUCGCAAUGGAAAAUGGCAAUUGACCAUCCUCUUCAGCCGAAUUGAAUCUAACGCACGACUCGGUCUCCGACGCGCGAUCAAAGCCUGGGCGCCGACCUAAUCAUAGUUCAUUAAUCGGCGUCAGGAUGACGCCGAUGGCACUGAGUAGAUCAGAGUACGAAUUCGGCUUUACACUAACAUCCUCAAAUGGCGUCAAGGAUAGUUAAGACCGUCAAAUAAACUCAAUCUCAUUGACAGUACGAAAAUAUCAUAACAUACGAAUGCAUGACAACAUCCAAUCAACUGUCUCUCUUCAGAAAUCUACAUUGAUGUCACUAAACUACACACAACAAACUCGUGUAAAAGAAAUGGAGGUCAUCGUUUUCAUCGUCGCAUGCUCGCCUUACCGGCAUAUCGUCAUCUGCAUUAUGUUCAUUUUAUUAUUUUCGACCAGUAAGAUGCUACUUAGACUUUCCAAGCAAUUCUGUAAAUGGCGAUCUUCUAACUUUGUGUAACUUGAGCUUGGAUGCCGCCCCAUCACUAAAAGAGAAGCCAAAGGAUCCCAAUUAAAGGAAUAUGGACAUCGCUUAUUUUACAUAAUGCAUACAGCUGUAGGCUACGUCUCUGUAAUAGCAAAGUAUAGCAACCUAACUUAAAUUCCAAUGUAAAUAUCUUUGUAUAUGGUGCUUCUUUAGAACUAUCUAUUAAACAAGUAUUUGUAUGAUACGUUUCAGUAUAAAUAUUCAUAUCGAUGUACCCGUAGGCCUUUUUGAAUGUACAUGUAGUUGUUUCUAAACCCUCUUCUUAUAGAGAUUGUGUCGAUAACGUGGGCAAGUCGUAUGCCACCUGCUGUGAGAUCCAUCCACGACCAGAACGAUCAUAGUGGUUGACCACAACCAAUCAAAACUCGGACUAGCAACAGAGGUUUCUUUGCGAUUCCGUUAGCUUCUCUUUAAUAAACGUUGAGGUUUAUGAUAGAUUAUAGUGCAUUUUGAAUGUGGUGAUGUGGGAAAUGAACUACCGUAUUAUCGCUUUAGCAUAUUUACUCUGCUUGGAUACGAAGUAGGUUUCCGCAAAGUUUUCUUUGAGUCACGGUGCCCAACAGGCCAAAUGAAUAUACAAGUAACUGGCCAAAACUGACCGGCCCGAAUAUUUCUAUGAAGACUUUUAUCAGGUUGUCCGUUCAUUCCUCAAUUGCGACAGCCACAAAAGAUGCCAACAACAAGCCUAUGGCUACGGGAAUCCCACAUUGCGUGACGGUCGGUGUGGGCAUCGUGUGUCGCAUGAAUGGUUCAAGGUUCCAAAAUUAGCUUAUUAAUAUCAAAAGGGAUGUAAAUAUCAGUCCCUCGUUACUGGCCAGUUUUAGAUUCUUAAUGUAGUUGUACUCUUAAAGAUAAAUAGCCAUGCUGACAGCUUGGUACGGUAUUUUUUACAUUUAUAUGUUUAUUGAUGAAGAUGUCGUAUACUAUCCAUAGAUGAGUUCAUAAUCAAAUAUAUGUAUA